Molecule: messenger RNA, 710 nt
Organism: Drosophila virilis
Lineage: Eukaryota; Metazoa; Arthropoda; Insecta; Diptera; Drosophilidae
Product: gametocyte-specific factor 1 homolog
Source: RefSeq, a predicted model, not a curated record
UUUACAACACUAUCCCAACAAAAUGGAGCAAAGCCGAGUUUCACAAUAGUUUCAGCAAAUGUAAAAAAUAUUUCAUAUAUGUACAUAUAUCCCACUAGAACAAUUUUCAGUUAGCUAACGCAUGUCGCAGAUUUUGGGAACUGCCAACUAUCGAGAUCUUGUGAUUUGGAUGAUGCGAAGUUUUCGCUGUAACAGCAUAUUUGGUUUCAAAGAUGGCGUCCACAAGUCGAUUUGACGAUUUCGUCUCAUGUCCGUACAACAAGGCGCAUAUUGUGCUCCGCGGACGCCUGACAAAGCAUUUGGUGCGCUGCAGCCGCAAUCCGGAGAACCUGAACAAAUUGCUGGUCUGCCCCUUCAACGAGAGCCAUCGCUUUGACGCACAACAGUUGCAGGCGCACAUAAAAAUAUGUCCGGAACGUGCCGGCUUAGAGCGGCAUGCACAGAAAGAGGAGCAGCCGCUGGUGGCGGAGCCUGUUAGCCAAGUUUCGAUCGAAUGUGAAGAGGAUUGGGACAACGAACCGGAUGCGCCCACCUACGAUCCGAGUGCCUAUUGUGAGGAGAACUUGGUGAUACGCUCAAGCGGCCUACACGGGCAAUCCAAGAGCGUGCGCCGAGAUUUUCGGGCCAAGGAACGCCGACGUUUUGCUGAAAAACAAUAAAUUCCAGCAGAUUUUAUAUAUACAUAUAGAUUGUAUGCAUGCAUUAAAUAA